Molecule: messenger RNA, 2430 nt
Organism: Trematosphaeria pertusa
Lineage: Eukaryota; Fungi; Ascomycota; Dothideomycetes; Pleosporales; Trematosphaeriaceae
Exons: 6
Coding region: 79-2430 (783 amino acids)
Source: RefSeq, a predicted model, not a curated record
CACUCGCAAUGCUGCGAACGUUAAUUUGUUCUUAAAAAUAAGCACUGUCUACUUUGUCUCUCAUUAUUCUUCUCCCUCAUGGAUAGUAGAGCGAUGGGUGGUAAGAUCGAACAGCGAGGAGAUGAAACAACAACAAGACAGAGUCUGAGUACAGACCCAGAGGAAAGUCUGCUAGAGAAACCCUUGCCUCGACCACCCUGGGCAGCUGAAAAUGAAGACGACCCGCACGAAAAGAAACCAUCAAAGUUCAAACGGCUCCUAGCUCCCCUCAUUCGACUAUGGGACGCAACGCCGCCCCAUGCCAAAUGGCGCAAAAUGAUGAUCCUGUGGACUGUACUCCAAUGCCUCCUUCUCAUCCCGCACAUGGUUGUUAGCGUAAUACUGAAGAACGAGCCAUUUGGUCUAACCAAGUUGCGGACCAUACCUUGCAAGGAUAAAGCCAUCUGGCAGAUUUUUGUCCUGGCGCUGCCGCUCAACGUGCUUGCAUCGCUUCUGCUCGCCGCCUCCAACUAUACGAGGCAGGUUCUUCUCGCACCCUCACGGCACGACUUGGACGAAGCGCAUGCGCGAGGGAAGACGUGGGAUAUCGGGGUGCCUUCGCUGAGGAAUUUAGUCCGGACGUCGUGGAAAAAGAGAGUAAUCUGGGUGACCCUGGCCCUAGUAUCGAUCCCGCUGCAUCUGCUCUACAAUUCGCUGUUCAUGAUCGUGGUCUCCGCACACGACGCGUACCAAGUCGUUAUCUCCGAACCAGAUUUCACAGCAGGCGUUCCUGCAACCUUGGCUUCUCUCGAAUCCAACAACAUCACCUUCGAAAAGGCUUCAACAUACGACUCUUACCUUGAUGCAUGGCCCGCCAUCGCAAACCUACAGUCAUCCAUCUCCUCCCUCCAGAAGAAUGGCACCAGCCAAUGGACCGAUCUAGCGCCCGUAGAGUGUGCAAACAGGUACGAAUCGGAGCAGUACGACAGCUUCUCCAGCGUCAUACUGUUCACCAACUGGACGAGUCCGCAGACACAGAACAACUCCGCGCUCGUCCUUGCCGCCCUUGCUGGAUCCGGCAUUCACGCCGAACGCGGCCUCUUGGAUCUUUGCCCGCCCGCUUUCCUCGCCGCCAACCAGACUUCCUUCUCCACACCCUCCCAAUAUCAAUUGGCCCCCGAAACCGGUCUUUUCAUCACCGCUUUUGACAUUGAGUUGUGUCUGUCGUACGCCAAGGGCGACCGCUUGCAAGCGACGUACUCCGGCGUGAAGGUACAGCACUGCUUGAGUCAGAACGUACAGGACGAGUGCGUCCUGGUGACCACUCCGAUGGUGUGGAAAGCCCUGACCAUUUUCGUUGCGGUACAGACGCUUGCCAUGCUGGCAGCAUUAGCCUGUUGUCCGCAGACGCCGCUGCUUGUUGUCGGCGAUGCAAUCGCCUCGUUCCUGAGCCGGCCGGAUACAGUAAAGAAUAGGCAUGUGAGCGACAUGCUAUUCGAUUCUCUUAUCAUGGGUACUGAGAGUUGCAUUUCGCUUGCGUUACUCGUGUGGCUGACGGUGAAUAUCGUCAUCGUGAUGGUGCUGCCGGGGAGGAAGAUCGGAUUCGUGCAGCCGGACGAGUCCGACCAUCUAUGGAUGUGGAAACUCAUCCUCUUCGCACGCUCCGUCCAACUGCUCAGCAUCAUCCGCGAGUACUUCGAAAACACCGUCGGCUCCACAAUCCAAGCACGUCACGAACUCUACCGAUACGGCCUCGCCCCCACCGGGCUCCGCGUCACGCAACCCGCCGGCGGCGCCCAACGCUCCACAUACCUCCUUUCCCUCCCUCUCCCCAAGGCGCUAACCCACAUGGCUCUGACCGCAUUCUGGCACACCGCCCUCAGUAGCGCGCUAUCCCUCGAGCUCGUCAAUCUCUACCACGUCGACGACCCCACGACGCCGCACCUGCAGGCUAGCAGCGGCGGCAUCAUCCGCAUGCUAGCGGAAAAGAGGGACAAAAACUAUUCGGUAGUGGGGUGGGUGAUUUACUCGAGUUUUAUCGGGGUCGGUAUAUGGGUUAUUCAUGGACUUUUCGUGAAUACUUUGUUCUAUGGGAGUGCGGUCCGGAGUUGGUGGCGGCGGAGGAGGGAAGCGUGGAGAACACGGAAGGAGAGAAAGUGCUCGAUGAAAGAAUGGGGGAAGAAGAAGGAGAAGAAGAGGAAGAAGGUGCAGAAGCCGUGGAAGUCGGAUGUUGCGCCGAACUCGCAGCUUAUUGCAGAUGCGUGCCAUCCGCCGCCUGAGGCGGGCGAUAUUUCGCAGAAGAAAGUUAGUUCGUCUUCGCGGCCUAGGAAGGGCAUCAGUAAAGCGCUCUACGGAAAGGUCGCGGCGAGCCGCGGCGAGAAACAGCCUACCGUGUUCGGCGAGGUCCCAGCCGCAGCGCUUGUAGACAUCUUCACACGAGUUGCUGGCUAG